CUCUACUGCAAGUAGGGUAGGCCAUCCCAAGGAUCCUACUGCAAGUAGGGUAGGCCAUCCCAAGGAUCCUACUGCAAGUAGGGUAGGCCAUCCCAAGGAUCCUACUGCAAGUAGAGUCCCGAUUCCAAAAUGGAAUCGGGCUGCCUCCCGGGCAUGAGCCAGGUGCCCCGCUAUGGCCGAGGGCAAAGUCGGCUCAUAACAAAAGUAAUGUAACUAAGCACAUGGACUGAUGAGUAUGAUUUUGUUUUCACAAGCUUUCACAACAUUGAUUGCUUUUGAUAAAAAUGCUUUAUCUGCCUUCUCAAGGAAAACUAGUUAAAUUCAAACAUGUAUUUCAUGGAAAAUACAAUUUUAUAGACGAUGCACCGUGCUGCCUUGUUGACAACAUGACUGAGCGGCUCAGAUUACUGUUUGAUUUGAGAUGGCGUGCCUCCCUCCCCGCUUUCGCCUGAAUAUGAUUCAACCUGACCCAGCGUAAUAAAACUCCCUCUUUUUGGUUCCGUCUGUCUGAGUCAGCUGGAGCUGCUGCCCUCCAGUGGCUGACGUGGGAUAUUUUUUUUAGGAACAGCCCCUGCUUGUUUGCCAUUGGUUUCUUUUAAAGACUUGUUGUGCCGUUAUACGUAUAUUCUAAUGUUGUUUAAAAUUAGUUUUUGGGGGCUAAGAGAAAUGUGUUCAUCAAAAAUAUGAUUCGUAUUUAUUUUUAAACCGGAAGUACGAAGAUAAGUUUUUCCUUGACAACCAGCAACGCGUUCUUAGCAACUGCUUCAGAAUGGCAAAAAUUAUUGGUGCUAAGAAAUCAUUGUGGCAACAAGUCUGUGAAGAAUAUGAGUCGGAGCAGCCCAGUCCACCCAGCGCUGCUUGGACAGACAGUGGUUCAGUGAGCACUCAUGUCUCCCAGUACAGCGCCAGCAAGCACUCUCCUGUCUUCUAUGGUCUCAUGGCAGCUAAGGUUGCUGUGGAUGAUGAUCCUGUGAAGCAUGUUGACCCUCUUCUGAGCCACCCUGCCCUUGCUGGAUACUCUGCCUUGGACAAACCUCCAUCCUCCUGUCACAGACAGCCUCUGACCACACACCCUGCAUCCACUCCCCAGCUCCAUCAACGCCCAAUCACCCAGUUCCUGGAGGGGUCCGUGUUCCCAGUGCUACUGCCUGGACUGGAGGCCAUGCUGAGAGAGGCCCAGAGACAACACUGCCUGGAGAGGAAAAGAACAGCAUUCAACGCGUGCGACUUCCUAACUGAGUGGCUGUACAAUCGGAACCCCCGCCGGCAGGGACAGGCCCCUGUGGACUUCCAUGAGAUCCCAUUUGUCAAGGACUGGCUCAGGAUACAUCCUAGGCCUCCCAUCCCUCUCUCCCUACUGCUGUCAGACCAGCAUGCUGCUGUUCUCAUCCAGUCCUUUUGGCGGGGCUAUACUGUGCGGGCCCGUGCAGAUGUGCAGGAGCUGCGCCAGUGGCAGAGGGAGCUUAGAGAGUAUAAACGUGACAUCACCAAAACAGUCCAAGAAUUCUGGGCUCACCAGGAGAGCCGGGUGAGCUCGGCCCUCAAUGACCUCAGGGGGGACUCCACCACCCCUCAGACCCCUCAGCUCGGCGGUGGCUACUCCAACUCCGACGUGUCCAUCCAGGUGGUCUCCCCCACCCCCCAGAGCACCGUGUUCCACACCCCCACCUCCCAGAUGAGUCCUGAGAGCAGCGAGUCGCUGACCCCCAGCCUGCAGGGAGUAGAGGACCUGACCAGGGAGGAGAGGACACUAACUGACUCACUGACCCUGCCCGAUGCUGCUGAUGCUGCCGUCACUGUUUUAGCCACCGCUAUGGAUACCUUUUCCCCAUCCUUAGGUAGCCACUGA
This is a messenger RNA of Oncorhynchus masou masou (cherry salmon), 1849 nucleotides long. RefSeq names its product IQ domain-containing protein K-like. The record is from RefSeq and is a predicted model, not a curated record. Bases 770 to 1849 code for a protein of 359 amino acids. Lineage: Eukaryota; Metazoa; Chordata; Actinopteri; Salmoniformes; Salmonidae. The transcript has 9 exons. Gene Ontology annotation, molecular function: protein binding.